Stylophora pistillata is the source of this 1617-nucleotide messenger RNA. RefSeq lists its product as uncharacterized. The record is from RefSeq and is a predicted model, not a curated record. Lineage: Eukaryota; Metazoa; Cnidaria; Anthozoa; Scleractinia; Pocilloporidae.
UUUCUUGUUUCUGAUUGGUUCCCUUCGAUCCGAACGAAAGUCAAGCUCGUUGGUUUUAUUGCAUUUCUUGUUGGAGCACCUCGCUAAGUUGUGCUAUGUGUAGUUGGAAGUAGUUAUUGUAGUAUUUGUGUCUUAGUUAAUACAAGCGUGUACUAGACACCCGGGGAAUUUCUAAAAGACAGUGGAGAGUUUGAAAAGCUGGCCAAAUGUUUUAUGAGUGAUGGAUUAAGAUUAGGGCAUUUCAUGGUGAUUAUAAAUGGUACAACCUGCGUUACUAGCUCAGUAGUGGAUGGACAAGUUUGCUUCACUUUCACUAUGGCCAUUACCUACCCAAUGGCAGGAAGGGGUUUUUAUGACAACGGUGUAAACCUGCUCAGUAAUGGACUUACAGAUAGAGGUGAACUAAUAUUCAUCAUCAGAGCAUUUUGGUUUUACAGUCAAACUCAAGUAUUUGAAACUCAAGGGAAGUUUGAAAUUUCAGAGAUGGCACCCAACACCUUUUUGACCAGAGUAUUGUCUUGAUCUCUCUGAUAUGGCGACAUGGACUAAAGAUCAUGGUAUGAUAGCUCACCUGGAAAAGACAAAAUACAUGAUUAUUGGUACUCAACAGAAGCUGUCCUGCUGUGAAGAAUGUGCACUGUCUUUGUGGCUGGAAGGUCGGCAACUGGAGCAAAUUAACUCAAGAAGAAACUCUUUUGGGCCUGGAUAUCGACCCCUUCCUCUCUUGGUCACCCCAUGUAGCUAAUCUCAGGAGAAAAAUUUUUAAGUGUGUUGCUGUUCUGGCUCGCAUUAAAUAAUUCUUGCCAGUCAAAUAUCAUAUAAUUCUAUUCAAUGCUAUUAUUAAACCUAUUCUUGAGUAUUGUGUGUCUGUCUGGAGAAGUUGUAAUGCAGGACUAUUGGAUGCUAUUUUUAAAGUUCAAAAAUGAUGUGCACGGAUUAUUCUUGAUGCUCCUUUUCAAGCUAGAACUCUGCCACUAUUUCUUGAACUUGGAUGGCUACCCGUCAAUCAUAUAUGUAGAGAAAGGCGGCUACGUCUGUUUAAAAAUAUCCUGGAUGGACAUGCAUCAGAGUACCUGACCCAGAAACUGUCAUCAUUGAAAUACAACAAGAUGUAUGAUACAAGGUCCCUGUUACCUGAUUGCCUUCCUAUUCCACGUACCAAUAGCAUGAAGUGCAUGUUCUUUUAUAAUGCUGUUAAACUGUGGAAUGAUGUUACCCACGAUAAAAACUGUCUGCUUUUUAAGUGCAAAACAUUUCAAAAGACAAUACUUUGAAUUAAUAGUGUACGAAUUUACACCUGACAGCUUCAAAAUUGACAGAGUUUUUUAGUUAACUUGAUAUUUAAUAAUUUAGUAUUAUGGUAUUUAAGUUCUCUUUAAUUUUUAUUUUUGCACUUUAAUAGUUUAGUAUUUGAAUAUUUUAGUAUUCAAGUAAUUAAGUUUUCUAGUAUCUUAGCAUUGUAAUAGUACAUAGUAUCUUAAUAUUUUAGUAUUUAAGUGUCUUAGAAAAUUAGUAUUUUAGUUAGUUGUAUAUAAUUCAAUAAGGGCCAUAAGGAUGAGUACAGUUUCUUUUUACUGUAAUUAUGUACUCUAAAUAAAGUUUAAAGUUUAAAUUUUC